Cladocopium goreaui is the source of this 1254-nucleotide messenger RNA. The record is from the annotation of a GenBank genome assembly. NCBI's taxonomy places the organism in Eukaryota, Dinophyceae, Suessiales, Symbiodiniaceae.
AUGAAGAUGUAUCAAGCCAAAUGCAUGCCUGAGCCCACGGACCGAAAAGAGCGUAACCUUUUUCGUUUCGGAAAUGGCCAUGAAGAGGUCUCAGAGCGCGUAGUGUCCAUGCCGAUUUCAAUCAAAGGAUCAGCCCCGCUGUUGCUCAGUAGGAACACGAUGAAGCGCCUGAAUGCAGUGCUGGAUUUUUCAGCCGAGACCUUGUCUCUUGGAGGCGGCCCUCCAAAACCUCUCCAGGUGAACUCCGCAGGUCAGUACGUCAUUGAUGUUCUGAACACUGAGUCUGAGGUGCUGAUGACCGAGAAGGUUGAUGAGAUGCUGAAUGAAGAGAUGCCUGAACUCCUGGUUUGUUGCCCGGAAUGCAAGCACUGGGGCGGUUGGUACCGCCUGAAUCAGCACAAGCUAAGCCUAGCCGAGAGACUUCACAACAAGAAGGUGGCGGAGAAGCAAGCAGAUUUCGUCGCCCAACAAGCUCGCAAACAGCUGCACCGUGGCGGCAGGGUUCUCAUCGAGCACCCAUGGACCAGUGACUUGUGGGAUCACCCCCCAAUUGCAAAGAUGCUAGAUCAAGGAGGGCUUUUGACCAAGUGCAAAGCCCACAUGUGUGCAUAUGGCCUUACAGGCCCUGAUUCCGAUCAGCCGAUCAAGAAGAUGACUGGCCUUGCAGUCUCGCAUCCCGACAUGGAAUCCCUUGCCCUAACGUGUCCAGAAUCUCAGUUCAAGGUGCGAAAAGUGCGAGAUGCCUUGACUCCAGAGGUGAUGAUGGCUCGCGAGAUUCUUGCUCGAUUUGAGCGUCACGGUCCUCCCGUGGAAAUGAGCGGUGGAUCGAUGCAUGAUGGUAGCAAACGUCUGCGUGAGACUGAGGAGUGGGACGCCAUCAGCUAUGAAGAUUCCACUGGUGAGUUUAUGGAUCACUUGUCAGGUUUGACCACUACUGGCAAACAGGAUCCAAUCGUGACGAAGCCCAAGGAUUCCAAGAUCACUUUUCCACCUGGAGUUUCUUCGUUGGUCGAUUGGGGCACUACGAUUUGCCGUUUACCGAGAGUAGCAAGCUUGAAUGCCUCAUACGAGGAAUUGACCCGCAUGCCUGAUCAGCAGCCAUAUUUGAAAUGGGUUGCUGAACAUGGUGCCUCUCGUGGAGGUCGAUUCGAAGAUUUCUCUUUGUAUCUGAAGGCAACGAAGUUGCCCGCACUUUCCGCCGAGCAGUGUUUUCCAGGCACUUCCGUGCCACGUGAACGUAAAUCAGAUGUGUGA